Molecule: messenger RNA, 1299 nt
Organism: Corythoichthys intestinalis (scribbled pipefish)
Lineage: Eukaryota; Metazoa; Chordata; Actinopteri; Syngnathiformes; Syngnathidae
Product: LITAF domain-containing protein-like
Exons: 5
Coding region: 226-621 (131 amino acids)
Cellular component (GO): cytoplasmic side of lysosomal membrane; nucleus; cytoplasmic side of late endosome membrane
Molecular function (GO): zinc ion binding
Source: RefSeq, a predicted model, not a curated record
CCAGUCACGUGAGAGGUUGGCAAAGAUGUUAGGAAAACAACCUCAUUCAAACUCAUAAGAUAUUACACUUUCUAUUGGUCUUAUCUAAAUAGUGCGGCGCGAUUUCAUAAUAGCAUUGCGCGUGUCGAGUGCUCAUUUCCCCUCCUAUCUCAUUUGGAGUGGAGCAGCUACAGUAAGGAAGAGAUCUCUCUCUUCGCCGGUGUUAAAAGCCACAGACUUGUCAAGAUGGAAAAAGGAUACCAAGAAACAGCUCCACCCUACCCUGGCCCACCCUUGAACUAUGGGGGUGCAGCGUAUCCACCUGGAGUGUACCCGCCACCGAGUGCAGGACCACCACCUGCUGGAUUCCAAGGAGGUCCACCUACUACAGUGACUCACAUGGUGGUAACACCUUCACUGCAAGACAGUCCGGCACAGGCUGUGUGCCCCCACUGUCAGAGCACAGUUAUCACCCAGGUAGAGCGCACUGCAGGCCUGAUGACAUGGGCCGUCUGUGGAUGCCUCGCCCUCUUUGGGUGUUUUAUCUGCUGCUGCAUACCAUUCUGUGUGGACCCUUGCAAGGAUGUGGAGCAUCACUGCCCAAACUGCCACAGAGUCAUUCAUGUUUACAAACGAUUAUAAAAUGCUUCUUAUUGGGAAUCUUAUGCUGAUCAAACAGUGAAUGCUUUGGACAAACUAAACUUUGCAAAUGCUAUAUGGGGUCUCAUAUGUACUAUUCAGGUGUACUGUAUUGUGAUGUGUGGCUUUGCCAUUGAAGAGGACAGGGAUAAAUUACUGAUUUGAGACAAAACUUUUAAUGUGAUAAUUAUUCAGUCAAUGAAAUGUGUUUUGUCUCACCAGUCCAGUAGGACAAUUUCCUCAAUACAAUGUAAGCAAAUAAAAAUACAAAUCGCUUAUCUUUUUAUGUUUAUUUCAACUGAAAACAUUGCACUGUAAAAUAGAACAACAUUGUGUGUGUUAAUAAAAAAAUAUUGUAUUAAAUAAAAGAAGUUGCUAUAUUGAAAAAUAUCCAAUAACUAUGACCGUCAUUCUCGUGACGUCAUGGCGUGAUCUCGUCAACAACUCAGCUGUUGUAAUGGUGCAUUCAGGGACAUCGGGAAAUGAUAAACUCGAUUUGAACUUGAAUUACACUACGUAACAAUGAUUUUGGAAAAAAUAGAAAAAACAUUUACUUCAAGUAGAAUAAUCUAUUUUGUUCGUGGAUUGAGCCUAAAUUUGGCUGAAAUGAAUGUUACAUUAUUAUCAUUCUACACAAUUCAAUCAUGAAUGACACAUAAUUCUAAUAAAUGGCAACUUAAA